Messenger RNA from Adineta steineri, 1413 nucleotides. The record is from the annotation of a GenBank genome assembly. Lineage: Eukaryota; Metazoa; Rotifera; Eurotatoria; Adinetida; Adinetidae.
AUGACUCGGUGCAUUAUUUUUUAUUUAUUGUUGACCACAUUUUGUGUUGGUUCACAAGAUAUAUAUGAUAUGUUCAAUGAUGUAAAAGAUCAAGUUAUUGAAAAAGUUGAUUAUGCAUCAACAAAAGUUAAAGAAAAAGUUCAAAAACACGUACAGAAACUUAAAGAUGGUGGAACAUGUUCAGCAACACAUACAACUGAAUAUCGAACAGUAUUAACUGCAUAUCGUCAUGUAGUAAAAGAUUGGCUUGAAAAAUUUCCGUCAAAAGAUGGUAAAGACUAUCGUCUAUUAGUUGAAUUAUCUGCAAGUGAAUUCGAUCGACUUAAUCAAUUUGCUUCAUCGACACGUUAUGAAGAAAAAGAUGUACUUCAUGAAAUUCAUGUAAUAUCUGAUCUCCUCAAACGUAUGGUAUAUCAAAUAGAAGAUACAACAUAUGUUAAUAGUUUGUCAUGGUCAGGAUGGUUACGAUCAUUUGAUAUUAAUACAAUAAUUAAAAGUGUUCUGGUUCUGAUCAGUAUUGGAGCAAUAAGUUUUAUUAGCAUUCGUACUCAUCUUCGUCGUGGUCGAUGGUUUACAACAUUUUUUAUAGUUACAUUUAUUGUUUCUGUUAUACAAAAUUGGUAUACACUUUAUCAAGAAGCACAAGCAAAAGUCGAUGAAGUUCUUAUGAAAAAAUUACCAAAACAUUGUCAAGGUCAAUCAAUGGGAUUUUUUGAUAUGAUUAAAUCUAAACUUGGAAAUUUUGUUCAAUUACCAACAAAUGAAUGUUUAGAAUAUCAUAAAGCAUUACGUGCUACACCUCACUCACAAGUAACACCAGUUCAGGCUUUAUCGAUGACUUUUGCUCAAUUAUUUGUUACACCACUUGGAACAAUAGGUGAAAGUUUAUCACAAUUUUUUGCUGGUACUAUGCGUCAUGUACCUUUUAUGCUUUGGCCAAUUAUUAUUCUUUUAAUCUUAUUUAUUGUUCUUGUUCUUAUUUUAAUGUAUUCUCGAUAUGAAAUACAUUUACCUUUUAUGAUGGGUUCUCUUCGUCCAUCUCCUCAUGCAGCUAUAUCAAGAACAACGCAGAUUAUAGAACAAUUAGAAGGUUCAUCAAAUAAUGCUUCUCAUGCAGCUUUACCAAGAACAACACGCGCUACAGAGCAAAUAGAAGAUUCAUUUAAUAGAUCUCCACGUGCAGCUUCUCUAAGAAGAACGCAUAUUACAGAGCAGAUAGAAGAUUCAUCGAAUAAAUCUCGUCAUGCAGCUUUACCACCAACAACAACACACAUUACGGAACAAAUAGAAGAUUCAUCUAAUAGAUCUCCUCGUGCAGCUUCCCCAAGAAGAAUGUAUAUUACAGAACAAACAGAAGAUUCACCAAAAACAUCGCCAGACAUUGGCUUUAAACAGGAAUUUCUUCCUAACUAA